AUGAUUCAAAUAAAAUUGUAAAAUCAUUCCCUCUCUCAGUUUCAAUCAGCCCCUUAAUUUUUUUAUGAUCAUAAUCUCUUUUUCUUAAUUAAUCAAUUCUCAAACACAUUCUUUAAUCAUUCCCCAUUUCCCUUUCUCUGUUUGUGAAUUGAUUGGCGGAUCAAACAGAUUCUGUUUCUCUGUCUCUGUAACCUUCUUCUUCCUCAGACAGAGACAAAUCAACACGAUAUUCCUUUGCUUUUUUUCCAUUUGGGUUCCUUCAAUUCUUUCUACAAACCCAUUUCAGGCCCCAAAUCCUUCGAUGGUGAUGAUGAUGGUGAAGGAGAAGAAGGAGGUGAAGAUUUUCAGUUCCGCCAUAGCUUUUCUUCUCUGCAUUACCCUUUUGAUUUCACCUUCUCUCUGUUUAGAUGAUACUUCUGCUCUGAUUCGCUUCCGUCUUCAAGCUGAUUCCCAUGGCGGCCUCCUCGGAAACUGGACUGGUUCUGAUGCUUGUGGUUCUUCAUGGCGGGGAGUUCAGUGCUCUGUUAAUGGCCGCGUUAUCGCUCUUUCUCUUCCUUCUAUGAACUUGCGUGGCCCCAUUGAGUCUUUAGCGCCGCUCGAUCAGCUCCGCGUACUCGAUCUCCAUGACAACCGUUUGAACGGAACCAUUUCGCCGAUUGUGAACUGUACGAAUCUCAAGCUGUUGUAUCUCUCUGGCAAUGACUUCUCCGGCGAGAUUCCGCCGGGAUUCUCGUCUCUCAGACGACUUCUCCGACUGGAUUUGUCUGAUAACAACAUUCGCGGCGGAAUUCCUGAGGAUCUCUCGAAAUUGUCUCGACUUCUUACUCUCCGUUUGCAGAAUAAUGUCCUCUCCGGCACGGUUCCCGAUCUCUCUGUUUCGCUUGUGAAUCUUACUGAAGUUAAUUUAACCAACAAUGAACUGUACGGACGGUUACCUGACGGGAUGGUGAAGAAAUUUGGCGAGAAGAGUUUCACCGGUAACGAAGGGGUCUGUGGGUCGAGUCCUUUACCGAUCUGUUCGGUUACUAGUUCACCGCCGGCGUCGGAUUCCGGCCGAACGGUACCAUCAAAUCCAAUCUCAAUACCGAAAAACCCUAAUAUCAGUCCGAACAUUAAGGAAUCGCGAAAAGGGCUCAGCCCUGGCGCGAUUGUUGCGAUUGUGAUCGCAAACUGCGUUGCAUUGCUCGUGAUUAUCUCCUUCGUCGUCGCGUAUUACUGCGCUCGUGACCGGAGCUCGAGUUCCAUGGCGGGAAGCGACAGUGGGAAGAGAAGAAAGAGCGGAAGUAGCUACGGAAGCGAGAAAAGAGUCUACGCCAAUGGCGGUGGCGACAGUGACAGUACUAACGCCACAGAUAGAAGCAAACUGGUGUUCUUCGAUUGGAAGAAGCAAUUCGAGCUUGAAGAUUUGCUGAGAGCCUCGGCGGAGAUGCUCGGAAAAGGAAGCUUGGGGACUGUGUACAGGGCGGUACUCGACGACGGUUGUACAGUGGCGGUGAAGAGAUUGAAGGAUGCAAAUCCAUGUCCGAGGAAGGAUUUUGAACAGUACAUGGAUGUGAUUGGGAAGCUGAAACAUCGAAAUAUUGUUAGAUUGAGAGCUUUUUACUAUGCUAAAGAAGAAAAGCUUCUUGUUUAUGAUUAUCUUCCUAAUGGAAGCUUGCAUUCUCUUCUCCAUGGUAAUCGAGGUCCAGGAAGGAUUCCAUUGGAUUGGACGACGAGAAUCAGUUUGCUUUUGGGUGCUGCUCGUGGUCUAGCAAGAAUCCAUGGAGAAUACAAUGCUUCAAAGAUCCCCCAUGGAAAUGUCAAGUCUUCUAACGUUCUUCUUGACAAAAAUGGAGUUGCUUGCAUUUCUGAUUUUGGGUUGUCUCUCCUUCUCAAUCCUGUCCACGCCAUUGCUAGGUUGGGAGGGUACAAGGCUCCGGAACAGGACGAGACAAAACGACUCUCUCAAAAGGCAGAUGUCUAUAGCUUUGGAGUUUUGAUGCUAGAAGUCUUGACCGGGCGUGCACCAUCGCUUUACCCAUCGCCUUUGCACUCACGAAACGACGAGCAAGAGCAGGCAGUAGAUCUCCCCAAUUGGGUUCGAUCCAUAGUGAAAGAAGAGUGGACGGCUGAGGUGUUUGAUCCCGAGCUAUUACGGUACAAGAACAUUGAGGAGGAGCUUGUGUCGAUGCUUCAUGUUGGGUUGGUUUGCAUUCUUCCUCAGCCUGAGAAGAGACCGACGAUGGUGGAAGUGGCAAAGAUGAUCGAAGAUAUCAGGGUCGAGCAAUCCCCGCUCGGAGAAGAUUACGACGAAUCACGUAAUUCGCUUUCGCCUUCCCUUGCAACCACAGAAGAUGGCAUGGUGUAGCUAGAAUUUUCAGGUGGAUUGUUGAUCAAGAUGAUAUGCUUAGUUUAAAUUAAUGUUGUGUCUGCAUUUUCUCAUGCAAAUUUAUGGUAUUUAUUAGAAUGUAUCCUUUUGUGUUUAUUGUAAAACUUUGAUUAACGUAUGUUUGCU
Messenger RNA from Cucurbita maxima (winter squash), 2494 nucleotides. RefSeq names its product leucine-rich repeat receptor-like protein kinase PXC1. Gene Ontology annotation, biological process: protein phosphorylation. Bases 302 to 2347 code for a protein of 681 amino acids. The record is from RefSeq and is a predicted model, not a curated record. Gene Ontology annotation, molecular function: protein binding; ATP binding; protein kinase activity. The transcript is spliced from 2 exons. Lineage: Eukaryota; Viridiplantae; Streptophyta; Magnoliopsida; Cucurbitales; Cucurbitaceae.